This is a messenger RNA of Parnassius apollo (apollo), 1578 nucleotides long. The record is from the annotation of a GenBank genome assembly. Lineage: Eukaryota; Metazoa; Arthropoda; Insecta; Lepidoptera; Papilionidae.
AUGACUGCCUUUAUACAGCUUUGUCUAGUUUUAAGUAUAAUCACUAAUAAAUUGGCGACAGCGAUUUCUCCAGCACUAAUUUUAAGCCCCUUCAUCAGUCAGAAUCGUACUGACGAGGCCAGAAAGCUAUCUGCUGUAGACCCGUCGCUAUUUCUCAAUGUGACCAGCUAUUCUGGAUUCCUUACAGUUGAUGCUACAUACAACUCAAAUUUAUUCUUUUGGUAUUUUCCUGUGCGAGAUAGGCCAAUAAAGACAACACCUUGGAUAAUUUGGCUUCAAGGAGGACCUGGUGCGAGUAGCCUCGCGGGCUUGUUCGACGAAAUUGGACCUUUUCAAUAUAACAAGGAGUUAGGGUUAAAAAUUCGUGAGUCGUCGUGGUGGCGAGAGUAUUCUUUGGUAUUUAUUGACAAUCCUGUCGGAGCUGGCUACAGCUUCACUAACAGCCAAGAUGGUUUCGCUCGGAAUAUGGCUAUGUAUUCAAGUCACCUGUACAAAGCCGUUGUACAGCUGGUGACUUUAUUUCCUGAAUUGCAAAACGCCCCGUUGUACCUCGCCGGUGAAUCUUAUGCUGGACAUUAUAUACCAGGGUUUGGAAUUAAAACACUUGAGGAAAUGAACAAGAAUAAAAAAGGAAUGUUUCCUUAUAAUCUAAAGGGAUUAGUCAUGGGUAAUCCUGUGUUAGACCGUGCAAGCAUAGCGAAUUUUACGUCAGUAUUUUACCACUGGGGUCUGAUCGACAGUCAGGGCGUAAUUGCUGCCAAUCCUCUCCAGGAGCAGUACAUCCAAGCUGUUGAAAUUGGAAAUAGCAGUGCUGCUGUGAUUCUCCGUGAUCAGCUAUUGGACAAAUUACAAGAAAUAACCUCUCAGAAUCAAGUAUACAAUAUUUUGCACAACUACGGAGACCUUAAAGAUUUCAUGGAUUACAUCAUGCUAGAAAACGUGAGAGAGGCGCUACACGUCGGCACCAUAAAGUUUACAUUCAGUAACGCUAGCGUCCACAAGCACUUGGUUUCCGAUUUCUUGGCUAAAAUGUCCCCGACAAUGAAUAAUUUAUUGGAGCACUGUAAGGUCCUGAUAUAUUGUGGUCAGUUGGACCUCACGGCGCCAUGUGUCCCUGCUGCUGAGUGGCGACGUCAGCACUGGAGAUGGAGCGGUCGAGAAUCGUUUCUGAAAGCGCCACGUGUGCCUUGGUGGUAUAACGAAAGUGUAGCCGGCUAUGUUAAAAGUGGAGGCGGUUUUACGGAAACUCUAAUACGCGGCGCUGGCCAUCUUGCACCGAUAGAUAAGGCGGAACAAGUUAGGCAACUGGUGUCCUACUUCAUCAGAGGCCUAGAUAUGCCUAUGCCGCCAAAUUAUGAAGCAGAAGCAGAAUACACACCAGAAUAUACCGCCCUACAAAAAGCUAAAAUUGAAAAUGACGAUAAUAAUUUUAAGACUGGCAUGUUAAUUAGCAUUAGUGUAAACGUUAUUUUAGUAAUAAUUAUUGUAUUGUUGAUUGUGUUUGUUGGAAAAUGGAAGAAAAGGGAUGAAGACUACCUCUACGCCCCUCUUUCGGACGGUAUAUUAACUAUGACAUAG